Molecule: messenger RNA, 596 nt
Organism: Myotis lucifugus (little brown bat)
Lineage: Eukaryota; Metazoa; Chordata; Mammalia; Chiroptera; Vespertilionidae
Gene: HINT2
Product: histidine triad nucleotide binding protein 2
Cellular component (GO): mitochondrion; cytoplasm
Molecular function (GO): hydrolase activity
Source: RefSeq, a predicted model, not a curated record
CGAGGCGAGAGGAAGAUGGCGCCGGCCGGGCUGCUGGCCGCCGGCUGCUUGGCGUGCAGGGCUGUGGCGGUCGCGGGGCCGCGGGGGCCGCAGGUCCGAGGAGCUGCAGGUGUGAAUGAUGGAAACGAAGUGACCAAGGCCCAGCAGGCAGCUCCUAGGGGAACAGCCCCAACCAUCUUCUCUAGGAUCCUGGAUGGAAGCCUUCCAGCUGACGUUCUGUAUGAGGACCAGCAGUGUCUCGUGUUCCGUGAUGUGGCUCCUCAGGCUCCUGUGCACUUCCUGGUCAUUCCCAAGAAGCCCAUUCCUCGGAUUAGCCAGGCUGAAGAAGAAGACCAGCAGCUUCUAGGACACCUUCUCCUUGUGGCCAAGAAGACAGCAAAGACUGAGGGGCUGGGAGAUGGAUACCGACUUGUGAUCAAUGAUGGGAAGCUGGGAGCACAAUCUGUGUAUCACCUGCACAUUCACGUACUUGGGGGCCGACAGCUCCAGUGGCCUCCAGGUUGAACCUACCAACUGACCAAGGACCCUGUGCCUGGAUGAUUGGAUGGGGGAGAAGGAAAGGGACCCUGUGAUCUAAUAAACUUGCUCUCCCUCAA